Molecule: messenger RNA, 705 nt
Organism: Eubalaena glacialis (North Atlantic right whale)
Lineage: Eukaryota; Metazoa; Chordata; Mammalia; Artiodactyla; Balaenidae
Product: guanine nucleotide exchange factor subunit RIC1-like
Exons: 1
Source: RefSeq, a predicted model, not a curated record
CCAUCCAUCCAUCCAUCCACCUAUGCAGGCAUGCAUCCAUCCAUCCACCCACCCACCCUUCCACCUAUGAAUCCAUCCAUCCAUCCAUCCAUCCAUCCACCUAUCCAUCCAUCCACCUAUGCAUCCAUCCAUCCAUCCAUCCACCCACCCACCCAUCCACCUAUGCAUCCAUCUAUCCAUCCAUCCAUCUAUGUAUCCAUCCAUCCACCUAUGCAUCCAUCUAUCCAUCCACCCACCCAUCCACCUAUGCAUCUAUCCAUCCAUCCAUCCUUCCACCCACCCACCCACCCAUCCACAUAUGCAUCCAUCCAUCCAUCCAUUUACCUAUGCAUCCAUCCACCCAUCCAUCCAUCGAUCCAUCGAUCCAUCCAUCCAUCCACCCACCCACCCACCUAUCCAUCCAUCCAUCCUUCCACCCACCCACCCACCUAUCGAUCCAUCCGUCCAUCCAUCGAUCCAUCCAUCCAUCCACCCAUUCGUCCAUCCAUCCAUCCACCUGUGCAUCCAACCGUCCAUCCACCCACCUACCCAUCCACCUAUGCAUUCAUCCAUCCAACCGUCCAUCCAUCCAUCCAUCCAUCCAUCCAUCCGUCCACCCAUCCAUCACUCCAUCCACCCACCCACCCAUCCACCUAUGCAUCCAUCCAUACAUCCAUCUAUCUAUCCAUCCAUCCACCCCUCCAUUCACCUAUCCAUCCAUCCAUC